This is a messenger RNA of Capsicum annuum, 1857 nucleotides long. Its product is annotated as beta-D-glucosyl crocetin beta-1,6-glucosyltransferase. The transcript has a single exon. Bases 165 to 1616 code for a protein of 483 amino acids. Gene Ontology annotation, molecular function: UDP-glycosyltransferase activity. The record is from RefSeq and is a predicted model, not a curated record. NCBI's taxonomy places the organism in Eukaryota, Viridiplantae, Streptophyta, Magnoliopsida, Solanales, Solanaceae.
CAGCUAGUUAACUUACUUUCCAAUUAUAAUUGUGAUAAAGUAGUAGCUAUUCUUUAUCCUUUUAAAUUUAAGCGUUUUAGUACGGAAUCGCCUCUAUCAGAAACACCUUUCAAGAUUCGUUUUGUUGUUAUCUCUCUAGUGUGUAUUUUAAAUAUGAAUAAGUCAUGACAUGCCACCAACUCUACAAAACCCCAUUUCUCAUUUCUCAUCCUUCAAGCAUCAAAGUUUAUCAUUUCAAGAUCUGGAUCAUGGCUACAGAAGUAACAAAGUAUCCUAGUACUUUGAAAGUACUGAUGUUCCCAUGGUUGGCUUAUGGUCACAUCUCUCCAUUUCUAAACUUAGCCAAGAAGCUCGCGGACAGAGGAUUCUUGAUUUACUUCUGUUCCACGCCCAUUAAUAUCAAAUCUAUUAUCAAGAAAAUCCCCGAAAAGUACUGUGAUUCCAUUGAGCUUGUCGAACUUCACUUACAAGAAUUGCCUGAACUUCCUCCUCAUUACCAUACGACAAAUGGUCUCCCACCCCAUCUCAAUCACACCCUUCAAAAGGCCAUGAAAAUGUUCAAACCAAACUUCGUGAAAAUCUUGCAAAACCUGAAACCUGAUUUGGUGAUUUAUGACAUAGUGCAGCAAUGGGCUGAACGCGCAGCGAAUGAACAAAACAUUCCAACUGUCAAGCUCAUACCUUCUGGUGCAGUUGCAGUUACAUAUUUUUUCAACUUGGCGAAUAAACUAGGGGUUGAUUACCCUUUCCCGGCUAUUUAUCUUAGGAAAAUUGAGCAAGUUAAAAUGAGCGAAACGUUCGCAAAGCAUGCUGAGGGAAAAGAAGAUGAUGAUGUAGAUCCUUUUGCUAAUGGAAAUAUGCAAAUAGUGUUGGUGAGUACCUCUAGAAUUCUAGAGGCCAAGUACAUAGAUUAUUGUACUGAGUUGAUGAAUUGGAGGGCUGUUCCUGUUGGUCCACCUGUCCAAGAUCCAAUGUAUAAUGACGACGCGGAUGAAGUGGAGCUCAUUGAUUGGCUAGGGAAAAAAGGUGAGAAUUCAACUGUUUUUGUCUCCUUUGGAACUGAGUAUUUCUUGUCAAGAGAAGAUAGGGAGGAAAUAGCAUUUGGGUUGGAGCUAAGUAAUGUUAAUUUCAUAUGGGUUGUAAGAUAUCCAAAUGGGGAAGAGCAAAAUCUUGAAGAUGUAUUGCCAAAAGGUUUUCUUGAAAGAAUUGGAGAUAGAGGAAGAGUUUUGAACAAAUUUGCACCACAAUCAAGAAUUCUAAAUCAUCCGACUACCGGAGGAUUUGUAAGUCAUUGUGGUUGGAAUUCAGUAAUGGAAAGUAUAGAUUUCGGGGUUCCUAUUAUAGCCAUGCCUGUGCAUCUUGAUCAGCCAAUGAAUGCUAGGUUGAUGGUAGAGUUGCAAGUUGCGGUCGAGAUUGUUAGAGAUGAUGAUGACAAAAUUCACAGAGGAGAAAUUGCAGAAACUUUGAAAGGUGUCGUAACAGGAAAAAUAGGAGAAAAUUUGAGGGCAAAAAUUAGAGAUAUCAGCGAAAAUUUGAAAUCUACAAGAGGUGAAGAGAUGGAUGCUGCUGCUAAUGAGCUAAUUCAACUUUGUAAGAAUAGUAACAAGUGCAAAUAAUGUGGUUUGUUGUGAUUCAAUCCAAGUGUGUUUAUCUCGAAUUCCACUUUAAUAAUUUCGUGUGAGAAUACAUUGGAUAUGUUAUUGUUAUUGUGGUUAGUUCUGUCCUACUAAUAACUCUGUCACUGACCACAUAUAUGGGGUAAAUUGGUUGAAUAACUUUAGGCAAUGUCAGCACUAAAUAUGUGUGUGUACUCCCUUUGCCUUCAAUAAUACAAUACAAAUAUUGUUAUUGCUUGAA